Messenger RNA from Patiria miniata (bat star), 2359 nucleotides. RefSeq names its product diphthine methyl ester synthase-like (gene dph5). Gene Ontology annotation, molecular function: diphthine synthase activity. Lineage: Eukaryota; Metazoa; Echinodermata; Asteroidea; Valvatida; Asterinidae. Bases 46 to 912 code for a protein of 288 amino acids. Gene Ontology annotation, biological process: protein histidyl modification to diphthamide. The record is from RefSeq and is a predicted model, not a curated record. The transcript has 7 exons.
UGACCUCUCAACCACACGUGGAGUUUGUUUACGUGCUAGUCGAAAAUGUUGUAUUUUAUUGGUCUGGGAUUAGGAGAUGCCCAAGACAUCACGGUCAAGGGGCUGGAAGUUGUCAAGAGGGCAAAGAGGGUGUAUCUAGAGGCGUAUACAUCGAUUCUUACUGUGGGCAAAGAAGGUUUGGAGGAAUUCUAUGGCAGGGACUUGAUUCUAGCCGACAGGGACAUGGUUGAACAGCAGUCAGAUGAACUCUUCAGAGACGCUGAAACAGAAGACAUUGCUUUUCUUGUUGUUGGAGACCCUUUCGGGGCCACGACUCACACCGAUCUUGUCCUCAGAGCAAGGCAGGAAGGGAUAGAGUACAAAGUGAUCCACAAUGCGUCAAUCAUGAAUGCCAUUGGAUGCUGCGGGCUACAGUUGUAUAACUUUGGAGAGACUGUCUCCAUCGUGUUUUGGACCGACACCUGGACACCAGAUAGUUACUACGACAAGAUUGCCAGCAACCGACGGAACGGACUGCACACGCUGUGUCUACUGGACAUCAAAGUCAAAGAGCAGUCCAUUGAGAACAUGAUGAGAGGGAGGAAGAUCUACGAACCGCCACGCUACAUGACAGUCAGCCAGGCAGCCUCCCAGCUGCUCCAAAUAGUGGAAAGAAAAAGGAGUUCAGACGGUCAGGAAAAAUUAGCUUUUACGGAAGACACUGUCUGCGUGGGUGUGGCACGUGUCGGAUCGGAUACGCAACAAAUGGCAGCCGGUACCCUGCAGCAACUGGCGUCCGUCGACCUCGGCGGACCACUGCACUCAUUGGUCAUCGCCGGUCACAUGCAUCCACUAGAACUAGAGAUGCUUAGGCUGGUCGCCAUAGAAACCUCAUUAUUUGAUCGUUUGUUAGAGGAAGCAGAGAAGAGGUAGCAGAAAUUUUAUAUUUUUCUAAAGCUUGGCGCACACCUUUUCGAUUUUACUGGUUCAUUGAAUCAUCAGGCCAUCGUACAGAGGUGUGGGCUGAAAAUCCGGACCCAUCUGACCAUAUACCAGGCAACUGCAUCCGAUUUCACCAGAUCCAAUUUCUGGACGCGAUAUUUAUGUUAACCAAUCAGAUUCACGAAGGAAGUCAUGUUUGUCAUCAUGUGGCCGUUCAUCAUGUGACCGAUUUUUGGACGGAAUCGGGCAUGUGUGCAGGUAACGUUGCGAUGUAACCGCAAUGCGAGGCAUUCACCACACAAGUCGUGUACACGCACGUGCACGGAGACGUGUAAAUGUCAGGUGUAAUAUAAGUAUUCAUAUCCUACUGAUUCUUAGCCAAUCAGAGUGUCUGUCCAAUUUUGGUAGCAUUUUCCAUGUCUUGUGUACAGACGCGGGUGCAGACUAUUAAAGCCGGUAAUUGAAAUCGACGUGUACGCAUAUGGGGCCGAGGGUGCAGGAAUUGUUCCCGCGUGUGAUUAAACUGCGCGCUUCACGUAACCCUGGGAUGGUAUGCAGUAGUCAAAGCCGCGUUGGUGAUACGGUGCGGUACAUGGCUGUGCAGGCGGACUAAACCCGGCCAAUUACCAACUUGAUUAGUCUAUUAUCAAUUCAAACAUAACAUUCAAUUCUACAUCUUUUUAUAUUGUAUAUGAGGCUCUUUAUUUGAACAAGACUGUUGAGUACAUUCACAAACAUGUUGAAAUACAGUUCUGGCUUCAAGAAAAAUAAAUUUAUUUUGUUCUAUUUAAGCAUUUCAAGGUCUAAUUGCUGGCGUCAAAGCACACAAGACUUUACCCCUUUUGAUGCACAUAAUAUUUUUUUACUAUGGAAGAGAGACAUUUCCAUGCACUGCGGUCAAGAAAUUGUUUUGUGUGAAACUUGGUUGGUGCAUCGAGCUUUACUCUUGUAACUGAUUACUGUAAUGGUUGACAGAAAAGCAUGUGACCCCAAGUUCCGACAUGAUUGGUUGCCGGUCAUUUAAACUACUCGCUUGCCAUUGGUUAGUGAUUGUUCUUUAUUACUUUUGGCAAGAGAUGGUUUGAAGGGUGCAUAAGGAAUGUUCUACAAAUAAUGAAUGUUUAUGAGUGCAAUGGUAAGAAUAAUUUCAUGAGGUGAUAAUGGAAUGGAACGUUCCAUCUGUCACUGAAGGAAAUUAUUCUUUCCAUUGCACAAAUGUGAAACAUUAUUUGUUUUAUACAAGGCCUGAAUAAAUCCUCGUCAUCUGAUUAGUAAUGGAGUGACCGUGCAAUGAAACGUCCAUUUACCGUGGAAUGGUACAUAGAAUUAUUUGUCCGAACAUGGCCAGACCGCAAUUUUUUUUUCCCCAAACGAAUUCUGCACGAGGUGUACGCUAUGACGUUUUGGACUUUGGAUUUUGAAGAAAAAAAAAAAAAAU